This is a messenger RNA of Amoebophrya sp. A25, 1886 nucleotides long. NCBI's taxonomy places the organism in Eukaryota, Dinophyceae, Syndiniales, Amoebophryaceae. The record is from the annotation of a GenBank genome assembly.
CCUCAGUGCUUUUUUGCUUGAUAGGUUCUCCUGUAGUCGGACUGCACAGAGGCAGUCGCGAGCACCAGUGAAGCACGAGACUGCGCUGCGCUGGUUUCUUUGGCAGACGUGUCUUAGUCAUUUAUUCGAAAAUGCCUAGCGACAAGAAUGGGUCAGCGGAGCGACAAGAGAAGCUGUCGCGCAGUCCCGAGAAGGAGAGUUGUGCUUCUCGCAGGGCAGCCGACAGUCGCAACGAUAAUAGCAAGUAUGGGCGGAUGCGUGGAGCAGCAUCAGACCUUUUGCUUCUUCGUGAUCCCAACAGUGGCGCACCAGUCGCAGCCGCAGGCGCCACAGAUGUAAGUGCGGACGUAGCCUUUGGUCCCCGGAUCCAGCUGCAGACGGACGGCUCGGUAGUGUUAUUUUUUCCAAAGCAAUACGCAUCUCUCUAUACUUGACUGCUUCGAAGUUCUUUGGUCAGUAGGGUUCGCGAUUUUCUGUAUGCGGCGACACUGUCAUGAUCUUACUUGAAUUCGUACCGGAGUAGUCUACUCAUUGACGAACCAGAUUCGAUUUCUAACUUCAUAAAAUAACAUGUCGGGCCAAGAGGUGCGGCCCGAUUUGGAAACCCUUCGUCCUCUAAUCUCUCUGUAGGUCCUUAACCCUGCGGGCCCGAGUUUCAAGCCUAGUCGCGAACUCAGUUCGAGCCAAGAGGAGGUGACAGGGAAUUUUUUGAAGAACGAUGUCCCCGAACCUUCUUCGAGUGUGCUGGUCUCUGCGCUGCCGGAGCAGGAUUCUGACACUCUGGAGGUAUUACAAACUCCCGCAUGUCGUCCUCUGCUCGGCUCAAUAUUUCAAAAAUAUCUUGAGCCAUAUCUCAGAGAUGUCUCAAGAAAAACUUCGCGGGAAGAUUUUAAAAAGGUCUUGCCUUUUUCAUGAAUUGAUUGAAAUAGACAAUAGAUAGCGCUUUUUUCAUCACUUGAAAGCACAAGAUAGACCGUCUCAUAGCUUGCAAUAAGAAUAGAUCACGCCACCUCUUUCAUGGAUUGAGAUAGAAAAUAGGUCGUGACUCUUUCACAAAAUAGAUCGCAGCUUUUUCAUAAAUUGAAAUACAGACUAGCUAGCCCCCUUUUCGUCACAGAGUAGGAAAGUUUUAAAAUCAGUCGGGCAUGCCUUUUUCUUACCAUGGGCUUGCGGCUAGUUUAUGCUUUCUACGUCUUCACACGUGAGCAGCUCUACCUUUCCCUUGCUGAGGAUAUAGUUAGAUUAUAGGCUGCGGGUGUGGUUCUGUCUUAUGGUUCUUGUUUUUUAUUUUGAUUGGGAAAAGUAGCCAGGAAACCAUCUCGGACUAUCGGGAGAAAGUAGUAGAUGGACGUAGUUUGUUUCUGUCCUCCUCUUCUCAGCCUCCUGCUCCUCCUCGACGACGCAGCCGCCCCCAUCGCUUCAGCGAGGGCGACGCGAUCAUCCUCGAAUCGAUGAUCGACAUUCGAGUCCGGGAUCCACCAGAGCUGGCGCAUAAACAAGAACAUCCUGACUGGCUCGCAGUGAUACUAGAAAAGGAGGCAGUUCUGGACGUGAGCUGCGAGGUGAACAGGAUGAGGCAGAAGGAGCGACGGGAAAUCGAGCGGCUGAAGCGCUAUAUGGACAAGACCAACGACGAGAAAGACCCCCUCAUACAGGGAAGCGCUAGCGACGAGGAGCUGCUGAUGCCGCGCAAGUACACAUCUCACUACGUGAAGCCGUCUGGAAAGCGCCAGCAGCGCUCUUCGGUGGAUUCGGAGGCCGAAGUGUCUGACUUUGACUCCAGCGAAGUUCAGACUCAGACCCGCGUGAAGGAGACCGUGCCGACGAAGCGCGUCAAGACUAGCAGCAGCCUAGAAAUGGGCAGAGAUACCUCAGGCGAUGCCUGA